Cercospora beticola is the source of this 531-nucleotide messenger RNA. RefSeq lists its product as uncharacterized. Lineage: Eukaryota; Fungi; Ascomycota; Dothideomycetes; Mycosphaerellales; Mycosphaerellaceae. The record is from RefSeq and is a predicted model, not a curated record.
UGCGCUCAUGGAGCUUUCACAACAUACUCUCCGAUUCAUCGUUCCACAUCAUCCAGUAUGCGAGGCGGGAAUGUGGCAGGCGCAGCGCUAGCGACUGUAUGCGGAAUCGCUACUGCUUACACAACCUUUGUGCCAGCACUGGAAGAAGAGGCGGAGAGAAAGGCUGGGACAUUCGAGGCGCAGCAUGGGACUGAAGGUGACAAUGCGAGAGAGAAAGAUACACAAUUGAGCAGGGCCAUUCUCAGCGAUCUGAAAGAGGCGAAGAAGCAGGCUAUUGGGGAGGAUCAAGGACGGGGAGGCUUUGCGUGGGGAAUAAGGCAGUGGUUUUGGUCUUCUGGUGAGCCUGCGACCAAGACAAAUGGAGACGGCAAUACUGGAAAAGCAGCAUCUGGUGUUACGGAGCGUAAAGAGGAGAAUGGCAAGUGAAGCAUAGAGAAUGCACAAGCUUGCCCGCCUCUGCCACCGGACUGGAAACACGGAAGUCGAAUAAGACACAAGAUCGCGCUACACAGGCCAAACGACUGCAGCCGC